Saccharomyces paradoxus is the source of this 1086-nucleotide messenger RNA. RefSeq names its product polyubiquitin-binding protein UFD1 (gene UFD1). The record is from RefSeq and is a predicted model, not a curated record. Gene Ontology annotation, molecular function: polyubiquitin modification-dependent protein binding. NCBI's taxonomy places the organism in Eukaryota, Fungi, Ascomycota, Saccharomycetes, Saccharomycetales, Saccharomycetaceae. Gene Ontology annotation, cellular component: VCP-NPL4-UFD1 AAA ATPase complex. The transcript has a single exon. Bases 1 to 1086 code for a protein of 361 amino acids.
AUGUUUUCUGGCUUUAGUUCUUUCGGCAGUGGAAACGGUUUUGUUAACAUGCCUCAAACGUUUGAGGAGUUCUUCAGAUGCUACCCUAUAGCUAUGAUGAACGAUAGAAUACGGAAGGAUGACGCAAACUUCGGCGGGAAAAUCUUCCUGCCACCAAGCGCUCUAAGCAAGCUAUCUAUGUUGAAUAUAAGAUAUCCCAUGCUUUUUAAACUAACUGCCAAUGAAACAGGACGUGUGACGCAUGGGGGUGUUUUAGAAUUUAUUGCUGAAGAGGGCAGAGUCUACUUGCCACAAUGGAUGAUGGAAACUUUAGGCAUACAGCCAGGAUCCUUAUUACAAAUUUCGUCUACUGAUGUACCCCUGGGCCAGUUUGUGAAGUUAGAACCCCAGUCUGUAGACUUCUUAGAUAUCUCCGACCCCAAAGCAGUCUUGGAAAAUGUACUGAGGAAUUUUUCGACUUUGACUGAGGACGAUGUUAUUGAGAUCAGCUAUAAUGGUAAGACAUUCAAAAUUAAGAUUUUAGAAGUGAAACCAGAAUCAUCAUCGAAGAGUAUAUGUGUCAUUGAAACGGAUUUAGUAACAGACUUUGCUCCACCUGUAGGGUAUGUGGAACCCGAUUACAAAGCGCUGAAGGCUCAGCAAGACAAAGGAAAAAAGAGCACCUUUGGUAAGGGCCAAGUUUUGGAUCCCUCAGUGCUUGGACAAGGAUCAAUGUCUACAAGAAUUGACUAUGCGGGCAUUGCCAACAGUAUCAGAAACAAACAAUCUAAUUUUGUAGGUCAAGGACAAAAUAUAUCCGGUAAAGCUCCAAAAGUGGAACCCAAACAAGAUAUAAAAGAUAUGAAAAUAACUUUUGAUGGUGAGCCCGCCAAGUUAGAUUUGCCCGAAGGCCAAUUAUUCUUCGGUUUCCCAAUGGUACUACCGAAGGAAGACGAAGGGAGCGGCAAUGGUAGCAAAUCCAGCGAACAAAAUUUUCAUGGUCAAGGGAUCUCGCUAAGGAAGAGUAAUAAAAGAAAAACAAAGAAUGACCAUGAUUCAUCUAAAUCCAAGGCCCCUAAGAGCCCCGAAGUAAUCGAAAUUGACUAA